Molecule: messenger RNA, 1462 nt
Organism: Paramecium pentaurelia
Lineage: Eukaryota; Ciliophora; Oligohymenophorea; Peniculida; Parameciidae
Source: the annotation of a GenBank genome assembly
AUGAUCCCCCUUAUUUCAUCUAUAACAAAUAAUUAAAAUUUUGAGGAUGAAAAUGAACACAAGUAAGAUGUUUACAUUUGAUUUUUUAGAUCAUUGCACGUACCUUUAUUUCCAAAUAAAAAGAAACCAUUAAAUGAUACUUAAUUAAAAUUAUCAAUUAAAUCUUCAUCAUUAACAUAUCUUCGAUUUCAAUUCAAAACAAUCUUAGAAUCAAAUAAAAGAAAAAGAGAAUUAGAGAUUCUAAUACUCAAGGACUUAAUGAAAGUUAAAACAUAAACUUAAUAUUAUGGGAUCUCUUAAAUUUGGAUUUAAUAAUACAAUCACUAUUUAUAUAACAAUGGUUAAAAACCAGAUAAUUUAAAUAAUACCAACAGCCUUAACUAUGCAGUAGUCAACCAUGCUGUCUGGCAAUUUUUGAAGGAAGAAUAUAAUGGGUUCCCUGAAAUAAUUUGUGAACCAAAUUACUCUAGAAAUAAUAAAAAAAAGCAAAAUCUAAAGAAUCUGUCAAAAGGCAUCAAUCCCAAAAUAUUAAGCUAUCCAACUAUGAAGUUCCAUCAGUAGGAUUCAAAAAUGAUUCAUAUAAUUGCUACAUGCAUGCAGGUUUGCAAAGCCUAUUAAGUAUUGUUGAUUUUAAUUAUUUUUUUAUUAAGUAUGUUCUUAGAAUUAUCACACAAAAAAAUAAUAAUAAUUUAAACAGCAUUCAAAAGAAUAAAUUUAUUAGCUCAUAUUAUGAACUCAUUUAAUAGAUAAAAUCUACUAAUUCUCCUUUUAAACUUAAUUCACUUUAAUCUCUGAUAAAUAAUUAAUUUCAUUCAAAAUUUUAACAUGAUUGCCAUGAAUUCUUACUUUAUCUUUUGGGAUAAAUUGAGGAUGAAAUAUUUAAAUUUUACGAAAAUACUGAAUCUAAUUUCAUUAAUCCUAUUCAAUAAAUAUUUAAAGGUAGAAUAUAAUAUUUUUUAUAGGAAAUUUGAAGUCAACCAUCAAAAGUUCAGUUUGUUAACAUAAAAUAAAUUAAAUUGAACCUUUUCUUAUAUUAUCUUUAGCAAUAUCACACUUAGAUUCGCUAGAAUCAUCUUUAAAUGAUUUUUUUAAAGAAGAAUUUCUAAGAGAUUACUUUUGCCCUAGAUGCAAAGCUAACUGCAUAAAAAAAUUGGAAAUCCUUUUCACUCCUUAAAUACUUAUGUUGCAUUGAAAAAGAUUUUAAUUUACUCCAACAUGCGUAACAAAUAUUAAAACCAUCACUUAUCCUAUGGAUGACAUGCAUUUUUUAAAUAAAACAUAUCGAUUAAAAGCUUUUGGUGUCCAUAUAGGAACAUUAUAACAAGGCCAUUAUUUUUCAUUUGGCAAACGCUAACACUAAUGGUUUUUAUUUAAUGAUGAAAUUUUGAGAUCGUCUUCAAAAUCCUAAGUCCUUGAAUAAAAUGCCUAUAUUUUAUUUUAUUAAAUUAAUGAUAUUGUUUGA